GCCGUCAACCGAUUCAAGAUGACCAAAUCAACCUUGUUCUUUGCUCUCUUCGCUAUUGCUUGUGGCUUGGCCUCUGCUGGUGUUUACAAUAAUGAGCAUACAUGGGUGGCUGGCAAUCUGACCUUAGCCUUCCCCAAAAAUCCUGUGCUUGGCGGUUUCGAUCCUUAUGGUUACUACACCUAUGUGGGUCGGGUAAUAUAUAAUAAUGCGGUGUUGCCAGCACGUGUUGUUCCCGAACUAGGACUGGCCUACUUUAAUACGGAUUUAGUGAGCUCGAAGGCCUCCAGCUAUCAGAUAUUGACGCAAAAGGCCAAUGUCCUGUAUACUUGGGUGCGCAGCUACGAUGGUUAUCGUGAAGAGGACUCCGUUUCCGUGGGCACUGCAGCCAACGAUGAGCGCGUCUAUAUUUGCCGUUCAAAGUCCGAUGGGGGCCUGCUGUUCGGCACCCUCUACCUCUCCCAGAAACUGUGCAUUAUCAAGAGCGACGAUCUGCCAUUGCGGAAAUUCGACAAAUACGAGGUGCUAGUGGCCAAAGCUAUUGAGUCGCCAGUGAAUAACUCCACGAUUACACACUAGUAUUUAUGUGUUGAGUAAAGUAAUAAAUAUGUUAUUUAUUUGUCCUUGUGAGCAUCUUAUCAA
Scaptodrosophila lebanonensis is the source of this 639-nucleotide messenger RNA. RefSeq lists its product as uncharacterized. The record is from RefSeq and is a predicted model, not a curated record. Lineage: Eukaryota; Metazoa; Arthropoda; Insecta; Diptera; Drosophilidae. The transcript is spliced from 2 exons. Bases 19 to 576 code for a protein of 185 amino acids.